Molecule: messenger RNA, 1527 nt
Organism: Myxozyma melibiosi
Lineage: Eukaryota; Fungi; Ascomycota; Lipomycetes; Lipomycetales; Lipomycetaceae
Product: alkaline phosphatase
Exons: 2
Coding region: 1-1527 (508 amino acids)
Biological process (GO): dephosphorylation
Cellular component (GO): fungal-type vacuole membrane
Molecular function (GO): alkaline phosphatase activity
Source: RefSeq, a predicted model, not a curated record
AUGAAACUCAGCUCGGCUCUUCUGUUCGCGGCUCUCGCGGCUCCUCCUCUCGUCUUGGCCGCGAAACCAAGAAACUACAUCUACUUCCUCCCCGAUGGCUACGGUCCUGCCUCCGAGGUUCUGGCCCGCGACUUUGCCAAUUACAAGAACAACGACACCGAGAAGCUGCCGGUUGAUAACAUGGCGAUCGGCUACGUUCGCACGUUUGCUACCGACACCCUCGUCACUGACUCGGCCGCGGCUGCUACCGCUUACGCUUGCGGUCAGAAGACGUACAACGGCGCUAUCGGCGUCGACGAUGACUAUCUCCCGCUCGGAAACAUCGUCGAGGCUGCUAAGCUCGACGGCUUCAUGACUGGUCUCGUCGUGACCUCGCGCAUCACGCACGCCUCCCCGGCUGGAUUCUCGACGCACACCUACUACCGUGACCUCGAGGCCGAUAUCGCCGACCAGCUCGUCGGUCUCGCGCAUCCGCUCGGCCGCGUCGUCGACGUCAUGAUGGGCGGUGGCCGGUGCUUCUUCCUUCCCCAGUCGGACGAGGACUCCUGCCGCGAGGACGACGUCGAUCUCUGGUCUCUUGCCCAGACCGAUUAUAACUGGACGAUGGCCGUCGAGCGUGAGAAGUUUGAUCAGCUCCAGAACGGUCUGGUCGAGGACCCUCCUUUGCCGUUCGCGUUCAUUCCUAACCUCGACCACAUGAUGUACGAGGUUGAUCGUGAGUCUACUCUCGAGCCUGCGCUUCACGAGAUGGCAAUCGCCACACUCAACAUGUUGGAUAAGCAGACGCAGAACUCGAGUAAGGGCUUCUUCCUGUUCGUCGAGGCGUCGCGAAUUGAUCAUGCCGGUCACGCGCACGAUCCCGUCGGCCAUCUGCACGACAUUCUCGAGUACAACCGUGCCAUGGACGCGAUCGCUCAAUGGAUUGAUGACGGACACUCUGAUACCGCUCUUCUCUCGGGCGCGGACCACGAGUGCGGUGGAUUGACUCUCGGUGUUCCGGAUUAUGCCUGGUACCCUGAGGUUCUCGACACUGCGAGCGGAACGGCUGAGUACUAUGUCAACAUCUUUGAUGCGUUCAACGAGACUCUUAGCAACUCCACCACCGCGGACAAGUACACCUUCCUUCUCGACCAUGUCUUCACUCCCUACGGAAUCACAAACGUCACCACCGACGAGCUCGCCGCUUUCUUCACCGCCGACGACGCCGCCAUCUACCUCGGCGAGCUGCUAUCCGCACGCGCGGGCAUCAACUGGUCCACCACCGGCCACACCGCAGUCGACAUCACGCUCUUUGGCCACGGUCUCAACACCGACUCUCUCGUCGGCAGCUGGGAGAACGGCGAAGUCGGCAACUUCAUGGCCGGCCAGCUCGGUCUAAGCCUUGCGAACGUGACCAAGCUCCUGCGGGCUAACGAGUCGUUUGUCCAGGCUAUUGGUCCUGAUGCCGAGGGAAAGAAGCUCAUCAAGCGGUUCCAGCUGCAGCACGACCACGAGCAUAUGCAUGAUGGAGCUUUCCACAAGCAUUAA